This is a messenger RNA of Kuraishia capsulata CBS 1993, 96 nucleotides long. RefSeq lists its product as uncharacterized. The transcript has a single exon. The record is from RefSeq and is a predicted model, not a curated record. NCBI's taxonomy places the organism in Eukaryota, Fungi, Ascomycota, Pichiomycetes, Pichiales, Pichiaceae. The coding region runs from base 1 to 96 and encodes 31 amino acids.
AUGUCUGGAUCUGGUGCUUCUGGUAACAAGUUUCGUAUGUCGGUAUGUAUUAUCUUGAGACUUAUUUUUGUUGCGAGCAGUUCAGAGUUCAUUUGA